AUGGCUGGUUCACUUCUUACGAAUACUCAGCCACAAAAUGUUCCGGCCACUCAACAAGAGCAAAAUGGCCCCGGCCGAAACACGACCGUCGGCCACGAUCAAGUGGUAGUCGAAGACAUUACGGAAGUCGCCGGGGGACCAGUAUUGAGGCUGAAUCCAGCCACUACAUUGGAACUCCAACAACUCAUGCGUGUCAUGGAGACAAUGGCCCAAACGAUGGCCACUCCAAAUGCUCAGAUCAACGAGAGAUUUGAUCGAUGGAGGAUUGGUAGGCCAGUCUACCGAAGGCCAUAUCCGGAGCAUUUUGAUCAAGAGGAAUUUCCGAGGGGCUUCAAGGUUCCGGAUUUCGCACUAUUUUCGGGAGAUGGGCUCCAGUCGAUCGUUGAGCACAUUGGCCGAUUCACGGCCCAAUGCGCGGAGAUUGGGCAUCGCGAGGCCUUGAAACUAAGGCUAUUUCCGAGUACCCUUACGGGGGCAGCUUUUUCAUGGUAUGUUAAGCUUCCACAAAAUUCAGUCUUGAAUUGGCAAGUUAUGGAGCAAGUCUUCCACGAGCAAUUCUAUCGACCGGAGCCAGAAGUCUCAAUGGCCGACUUGGCAAAGAUAAGCUAG
This is a messenger RNA of Prunus mume (Japanese apricot), 609 nucleotides long. The record is from RefSeq and is a predicted model, not a curated record. NCBI's taxonomy places the organism in Eukaryota, Viridiplantae, Streptophyta, Magnoliopsida, Rosales, Rosaceae.